Aphis gossypii (cotton aphid) is the source of this 1945-nucleotide messenger RNA. RefSeq lists its product as uncharacterized. The coding region runs from base 1 to 1893 and encodes 630 amino acids. NCBI's taxonomy places the organism in Eukaryota, Metazoa, Arthropoda, Insecta, Hemiptera, Aphididae. The transcript is spliced from 6 exons. The record is from RefSeq and is a predicted model, not a curated record.
AUGAUUUGUUAUGUAUGUAAAUUUAAUACUGAUAGUUGGAAAUCGUUAGUGUAUCAUUUUAAAAUUUUCCAUUUGUUAAAAUCUGAUAGCAAUUAUACAUGCUGUGAAGAAACUUGUACACAGUCUUUUCUUAACUUGGCUACAUUUAAAAGACAUCUUCAUAAAAAGCAUUUAACGCCUCUAUUAGAACCUGAACCAGAACAAUCAUCUUCCAAUAACUCUCCACUAUUACUUCAAUGUACUGAAAGUGCUGAUAUCCAUAAUGUUUUACCUGAAAUUCCUAUUAAUACAAUUCCAAUCAAUCUUGAUCUGUUUAGUGAAGCUAUAUAUAAGUCUGCAAUUGAGUUUAUAGUCGGUUUGCACAACAAUAACAAUUUUACUAGAGUGGAUAUUAUAUCAAUACAAACUGGAAUAGUAGAUUCAAUUAUUGCUCCAGUUGUAUCUAUGUUAAAAGCAGUAAUCGAUGACGAAAUUAAAGAACCUAUUUCACGUGGUAAAUUUCAUAGAGUAACUUCGGUUAUAGAAAAUAUUUUUCAAUAUUGUAAUUCUGAAUAUCGUUUAAUAGAUUGGCUAAAAAAAAAUGAUUUCUUAUGUAAUAUUUAUCAGUUUACUAUAAAUAAAGAAAUUAGCCCUGUUCAAUGUAUUGGUGAAAGUGUAUACGAUGAAAAAAACACUACAGGAGCUCUUUUACCUUUAAAGUUCCAAUUUAAAAAAUAUUUUGAGCAAGGUUCUUUAAUAUUGGACUAUUAUAGACAGAAUAAUAAGCUAAAUGAUGGUAUUAGAUCAACAUUGGUUGACAUACUUAUUGGGCAAGUACUGUCACAGCGCAUACCAAUGUCUGUAAGCUUGGCUGAGUCUAUAGCAGAUCAAAUAGUGGCAAUAUUUAAUUCUGAAAUUAAGGAUACCUAUUUCAUAAAAAUUGGAUGCAAUAAAAACCCAAAAGGCAAAUUGUAUGCCAAGUUUUAUAAUUCAAUGAGAAAUCUGAAAAAUACUGGAUUAGUUCAUACUAAAACUAAAUUAGAAAAAAAUAAAACUGGUAGUGGAAAUCAAGAGAAAGAUGGUUGGACUGACAGAGAAUUUGUAUCAGAAAAUGAAAUAGAUUAUAUAUUGGAUGAAUUGAAACAUAAUGACAGUCCAUUUCCAGAUCUUGAAAAAAACUGGAAAGCAAGUGUAAACUAUCGAUUAAAUUACAUAAAAUAUUCAGAGUCAACAGCAAGUAUAUUGAAGACUUGGAAACAAUAUUCAAUUCCUUAUGGCCAUAAGCUGAUUGAUAUUGAUUACCAUGCAUUAUUUCCUAAUGGCGACUCUAUAUACCAAAACUUUGAAGAAAAGUCUCCAAAAAUAUUUGAUUUAUUGAUGGAAAAAGUAAAGGAUAUAAACUGUCGCAAAAUAUUAGACAAAAUACAAAGUAGUGAUAACAAUAUAAGUGAAAAUUCAAAAAACGCAGCUCUAAUAUAUUUAUUACAUGCUGUAUUUGCACCGACUUCAAAAAAAAUCACCAAAGAUGAAAAUGGAAAGAAAAAUCUUAUUAAGUAUUCAAUCAAAGACUCUCAGGAUAGUCUUAUAGUUUUUGGUGAAUCAGUAGAGGCCAUGCAGCAUCAUUUUCAAAGUCUUAGAACCCAAGGCAACCCAAUUCAGCCUUUUAUUUUUAUUGUUGGUUCUUUGUUUGCACAAAGAGAAAUUUUAGUUUAUUUUGAUACAAUUAUAUACAAGGUGCAUUCAAUCAUACGGUCUGUAGAAGUAUGCUACAAAAUUUUUCAUGUAUUUAACUUAGAAUAUCCAACACAGUCCUACAUUGUGUGGCUAUUUAUUCAAAAUAUAUUUUUUGGUCUGAAAUCAAAAUUCGAUAAACCACACCCUAAACUGGCACAAGUCUUAUCAGAACUUAAAUAAUUAUAAUUUUUUUUUUUCAUACAUUUUAUUCUACUUUAUUAUUUUAUGCUAC